UUCAGCCCUCCGGAUGAAGUCUUUCUUAGUACCGCUCUCCGCACGGCCCCCACCUGCAGACUUCACGGCCCCCACCUGCAGACUUCCGGCCGGCGGCUUUUCGCCGCCCCGCCCCCGAGGGCGGGAUGCUGGGAUCCGCCAAUCACUGGGCGCAGGUGGUCGGAGGGGGUGGAGCCCGAGAGAUUCGAAAGGAGCCCCACCCCCUCGGGGCUGUUUCCCGGGGCUAAGCGGUGGGAGGCGGGCGCCUUCUGCAAGAGCUCAGGUCUAAGCUGACUCGCGCUCCUGCCGGCGGGAACAUGGAAGAUUUGGAGGAAGAUGUGAAGUUUAUAGGGGACGAGACCUUGGACUUUGGAGGGCUGUCGCCGUGUGACAGUCGUGAGGAGGAGGAGGAUGUAGCAGUGUUGGUGACUCCAGAGAAACCCCUCCGAAGAGGACUUUCCAAUCGAAGUGACCCAAAUGCAGUGGCCCCAGCACCCCCAGGGGUGAGGCUCAGCUUAGGCCCCCUUAGUCCAGAGAAGCUGGAGGAGAUUCUCCACGAGGCCAACCGGCUGGCAGCCCAGCUGGAGCAGUGUGCCCUGCAGGAGCAGGACAGCACAGGUGAGAGCCUGGGGCCUCGCAAGGUGAAGCCCAGCCCUCGACGGGAGACCUUUGUGCUGAAAGACAGUCCAGUCCGAGACCUGCUGCCCACUGUGAGUUCUUUGACUCGGAGCACCCCCUCCCCAAGCAGCCUGACACCUCGACUCCGGAGCAGCGAUAAGAAGGGGUCAGUCAGGGCUCUUCGGGCAACAUCUGGAAAGAGGCCUUCGAGUGUGAAGAGGGAGUCACCCACUUGCAAUCUGUUCCCUGGAUCCAAAAGCCCAGCGUCUUCUCCUCUUGCCCGAUCCACUCCUCCAAUCCGGGGCAAAGCUGGCCCCAGUGGGAGAGCAACAGCAAGUCCGCCUGCGCCUGUCAGGCCAGUAUUGGCCCCACAGCCUCCAACCGGCAACUCUCAGCGCCUCUCUCGGCCCCAGGGAGCAGCUGCCAAGCCUUCCAGUCGACUGCCUGUUCCCUCGGCCAUCCCCAGGCCUGCCAGCCGAAUGCCACUCACCAGCCGGAGCGUACCACCUAGCAAAGGUGCCCUGCCUCCAGCCUCUCUGCCAACUCGGAAAGGACUUCCACGACCAAGCGCUGCAGGGCACAGAGUUCCUGUUACCCAGAGACUGAAUCUUCCUGUCUCUGGUGCCACUCGUAGCAAUCUGCAGCCUCCCAAGAAAGUUGCAGUCCCAGGACCUACCAGGCGGAGAAACUAAGGCCCAGAGAGAUUAAGUCACUCGGCCGUCUGGAGGUUUGUGCUCUUAAUCACCACCCUCUACUGCCCCCAUAUUAACCCCCUAAGUAGUUUGCUGAACAGACCUUUGAAAAACACAACACUUGGGAAUAGGAGUAAUGUUGCAGAACAUGUAGGUGGCUUGAGUGUGAACUGUCACUUCAUUUCCAAUGGUAGAACACACAAAAUGGCCCAAGAGGAGUGGCGUCAGGAGACACCAAGUCACUGAGCCACUCAGCCACUCACCUCUGCUCUCCCUGCCUCCUGAGUUCUGUCCCCAGGGCUCAGCCCUAAGGGGCUGCACUGAAAACCUGCCUGCUCUUUGCAGCCUCUCCAGGAAUACAAGUCCCUCCAGUGCUGGGGAGAAAGAGCCUUUCCUGCCACCUGCCACAUCCUCCUUGGACAUUCCAGGACAUGGGGUCUGUGCUGAUGAGGCCAUCCAGGGAGCACUGCUGGGGUGUCAGUAGCAGGGCUAGCUCAGUGGCCGCUUGACAUCCGGGGCCCCUGUCCCCCAGCCCUCCUAGGACCCUGGCUGCUCUUAUUUUCCAGAGCACUGCACAGAAGCACAUGAUGACAGAGCUCAACCCGCACAGAACUAGAGUUUAUUCAGUAGUAUGGGGAAAUGAAAAAACAAACACAAAACCCUACUGUAUUUACAGUAACAAUCAAACUGUACAAUCUGAUGGUUAGUAUCAAGUUAGCAUCCAGCAUCUUUGUAUUUUUUAAGUCAAGUCAUCAGUAGUUAAAAACCAGUUAAAUUUUUAACCCUUUGUAGGAAUUGCUGAGGGGAGAGUUCGCGGGGAGAAUCCAUGGCAGAAAAGCCAGCAACCAGCCUUACAAAUGAGAAAUAGGAACUUUUUUUUCCACCCAUAGCCUCUUUUUCUAGUCACCUGCUCCAGAGGAAAGUCAGUGACAAGUCCGUAAAACAUGCUCAGCGCAAAUGGUACCUCAAACAGCGGUUGGCAAACUGAGACGGCGGCGGGAAGAGAGGAGGCAGGAGGUGACAGCCUAGGACAAGGGGAGGGCCUCAGGCCCCUCGCCAGGGCUGCUGGGCACACACCCAACCUGUCUCGGCCACAUCGGACCCCUGGGACCGGACAUAAACCCAUCCCAACACAAAAAGCAAAUAAAUAAAAAUAUAUAUUAA
This is a messenger RNA of Nyctereutes procyonoides (raccoon dog), 2453 nucleotides long. It is a transcript of the gene PSRC1, whose product is annotated as proline and serine rich coiled-coil 1. The record is from RefSeq and is a predicted model, not a curated record. NCBI's taxonomy places the organism in Eukaryota, Metazoa, Chordata, Mammalia, Carnivora, Canidae. The transcript has 8 exons. Gene Ontology annotation, molecular function: microtubule binding. Gene Ontology annotation, biological process: mitotic metaphase chromosome alignment. Bases 297 to 1289 code for a protein of 330 amino acids. Gene Ontology annotation, cellular component: spindle microtubule; spindle pole; microtubule cytoskeleton.